Messenger RNA from Paecilomyces variotii, 993 nucleotides. Its product is annotated as putative rRNA processing protein. The transcript has 3 exons. Gene Ontology annotation, cellular component: small-subunit processome; nucleolus. Lineage: Eukaryota; Fungi; Ascomycota; Eurotiomycetes; Eurotiales; Thermoascaceae. The coding region runs from base 1 to 993 and encodes 330 amino acids. The record is from RefSeq and is a predicted model, not a curated record. Gene Ontology annotation, molecular function: small ribosomal subunit rRNA binding.
AUGAGGGCCAAGCGGUCGAAGAAGUAUCGCAAGCUCAUGCACCAGUAUGAGCUUACUUUCGGCUUCCGCGAGCCGUAUCAAGUGCUGGUGGACUCGAAUUUCCUUCGUGCAGUGCACUCUUUCAAGAUGGAUCUCAUCCCGGCCCUCGAGCGAACGGUGCAAGGGAAAGUCAAGCCUCUUCUGACGAAAUGUUCUCUGGCCGCUAUCAUGGCCGACUCCCCAACCAACUCGAGGACCGACAAGCCCAUCCGUCCCGCGCAUCUCCCUCCGCCCACAGUCCUCCCUCUCCGCCACUGCUCUCACAACCCUGAAUCUACUCCCAUCGACGAAGUCGACUGUCUCAUGUCUCUUCUUUCGCCUAGUCCGGAUGCCAAAAAGAACAAAGAACACUACAUCCUAGCGACCUCAGAUCCUCCUACGCCGCACGAAGACAAAGAUGCCGCCAAUUCGAAGAAGAGAAAGAGGGUAGACCCUAGCCAAGAUCCUUUGCGGCGUGCCCAGUCUCUUCGUUCUGCAGCGCGCGCUAUUCCUGGUGUCCCGAUCAUCUACGUUAAGCGUUCGGUGGUGAUCUUGGAGCCUAUGAGCACGUCGUCAGAGCACGUGAGAGACGGCGUUGAGAGGGAUAAGUUCAAGGUUGGAAUUCAGGCUACAGCGACGGGAAAGAGGAAACGAGAAGAGGAGGAGGAGGCGCAGAAGAAGGAGCGCGGAUUGAAGAGGGCCAAGGGUCCGAACCCGUUGAGUGUGAAGAAGCCGAAGAAGGCAAAGGAAGACCCGUCGAAGCAGGGUCUGAAGCAGAAGAAGAGGAAUGAGCAAUCCAAGAACGGGGCUCCGGGAGAAGCUAAUCACAAUGGUGACGGCGAAGAGAGAAGAGAGGAUGGCGAAGGCGCACACAAGAAGCGCAAGAGGCGGCACAAGAGCGCGAAAACCAGCGGUGAUCAACCUGGAGGACCUGAAAAGGCUGAGGCGGCCGCUCCCGCUGAAGCAACGGAAUGA